Messenger RNA from Rana temporaria (common frog), 6050 nucleotides. It is a transcript of the gene CHST11, whose product is annotated as carbohydrate sulfotransferase 11. Gene Ontology annotation, biological process: proteoglycan biosynthetic process; carbohydrate biosynthetic process. The record is from RefSeq and is a predicted model, not a curated record. Gene Ontology annotation, molecular function: sulfotransferase activity. Gene Ontology annotation, cellular component: membrane. NCBI's taxonomy places the organism in Eukaryota, Metazoa, Chordata, Amphibia, Anura, Ranidae. The coding region runs from base 26 to 964 and encodes 312 amino acids. The transcript has 2 exons.
UUUUUGUCUUUCUUUCUCUCUAGUAAUGCACAGAAAUCCCUUUGGGAUGGACAUUUGCUGUCGGAAAGGGUCACGUAGUCCACUCCAGGAACUCUACAAUCCAACACAGGUGGAACUCUCCAGCAAUGCUGUUUUGAACCAGAUAAGACGGGAUCAGGUCACAGAUGUAUGUCGGGCCAAUAAUGUUUUAAGCCGGAAACGCCGUGUACUAACUCCCAACGACCUGAAACACUUGGUGGUUGAUGAAUAUCAUGAGCUGAUUUACUGCUAUGUUCCAAAAGUGGCAUGUACCAACUGGAAGAGGGUAAUGAUGGUCCUUACAGGAAGAGGUAAAUACAGUGAUCCAAUGGAAAUACCAGCAAAUGUGGCUCAUGUCUCCUCCAACCUCAAAACCCUUAACCAGUAUAGCAUUCCAGAGAUCAACCAUCGCUUGAAACAUUUCAUGAAGUUCCUAUUUGUUCGUGAACCUUUUGAGAGAUUGGUUUCAGCCUACAGAAAUAAAUUUACCCAAAAAUACAACACGUCCUUCCACAAACGCUAUGGCACCAAAAUAAUAAGGCGGCAACGUAAAAAUGCCACACAGGAAGCACUACUUAAUGGCAGCGAUGUCAAAUUUGAGGAGUUUGUUGCUUAUCUUAUUGAUCCACACACCCAGAAAGAAGAGCCCUUUAAUGAGCACUGGCAAACGGUCUUUUCUCUCUGCCACCCAUGUCAUAUCCAUUAUGAUCUCAUAGGAAAAUACGAAACCUUAGAAGAAGAUUCUAAUUAUGUGUUGCAACUGACAGGAGUGGGUAACUAUCUGAAAUUUCCCACCUUUGCCAAGUCUACCAGAACUACUGAUGAAAUGACGGCAGAAUUUUUCCAAAACAUCAGCUCAGAGCACCAAACUCAGCUCUAUGAGGUCUACAAACUGGAUUACUUAAUGUUCAACUACUCAACUCCAGCCUAUCUAAAACUAGAAUGAAAGUCCAUCCAUGUCUAGCAAAGGAUUUUCUUACAGCGUGAAUAGAGGGUCAUUUUGUAAAUUCAUGGCAGGCUGAAGUGGGGUUAGGGUGGGAGGGAUGAUAGCGAUGUAUUUGUACUGCGAGCAGUGCAAACAAAAUAAUUUAAAUUUCUUCAUAAAGAAAGACUGCUCUCUUUAGAGUAAGAGGAAUCCAAGCUAGUCUGAAGACACGUAAACUACUACUAUGCUGUUCUCAAGUUCCGUGGCGCCUUCAUGCUCUAUGUAAAUUGUCUAUAAAUUAUUUAUAGUUAUUUAAACUAUGUCUCUUGAUCUGAUUAAGUCUAUUGUUUGUCUAUAAAAAUAUAUAGAUAUAUCUGUGUAUAUCUCUAUAUAUAAUAUAUUUGUAUGUGUGUGUAUAUACAUAUAUAUGUACAUAUGUACAUAUUUUCAGAGCCAAAUAUUAACAAAUUUCAAAUCCAGGCUGAUCCAUUUAGUAGUUUGCUAUUGUCAUUGGAUUUACAUGACCAUUUUCAAAAGCUAAAACUCAUGAGUUUCACCUCUUAUACAGAAUGAAUAGUUUUAUUUUGAAUAGCAAACAAGUAAUUACAUGGCAUUAUUAACACUACCCUUUGGAUUUUGUGCUUUUAUGUCAGUAAUUUAUAUUGUGAAGUUUAGAAAUUCAUGCUUGGUUUAUGUGUUUAUAAUCAGGUAUACAUGUUUAUGAGUUUAAAGUAUGUAGGUCUAAAAAGGCAUUUCCAAUACGUCCAUUCUGAUUGGUAUUUAUUGCAAAUACUUAUAAAAUGCAAACGAUGCAAUUGUAAUAUGUAGUGAUACCUCUUUUGUUUACAGUUUAAAUAAUGGACAUGUAGAUAAUGCAGUGAACAAUAUGGAUCAUUUGAUCAAAUUCAGUAUUGAUAGAGAAUUCUAGCCUUGUUCUGUAAACCAUGAUCAAGGAUUCUUUUGGUGUAUUUAGAGAGUAAUAUGUCCUUCUCCAAGAUGCGCUCUCAGUUCAUUUUGAAUUUGCUCAUUGUAUUUAAACAUAGAAAUUAUGCAAAAAUUGGCAUUUAUUAAGUGCAAUUUGUAUUCAGGUGCUGCAUAUAAGAACAGAGCUUUACCCCCAUAAACUUAUUUUGGUGCCAGUUAGUUUACAUUUUUGUUAGAGUUUUAAGGUUCUAAGAAAGGAUUGUUGUUAUAGCAAUGUAAAAUUCUAGAAGCUUGGUAUAAUAUUCGUAAUGAAAAACUCCAGAAGCUGGAGGGAAAUGGGCACUAUGCGAAUCUGUGGGAAAUAGGCAUAGAAGGAGAAAUGUACAUUUUCGGCAGGUUAGACUUAGGCUUAGAUAAAUAGCAUUUAAGAAGAAAGGAAGGACAUAGUAUUAUGUAAAAUUUCAAGAGAAAUUACAAUAUUGACUACAUGAAACUUCAAGAGGAAAGGCAUAGUAGUCUCUAUGUAAAGCUCUAGAGGUUCGAAAAACUGCCAAGGGUGUGUUAUAGUAAUAAUUGUAUAAAUUUACAUAGAGUAAGACCGUGUAGGUGGUAAAGCAUUUCCUACAUAAAACUCAAGGGACAGGGACGUAGUUAGCACUAUAACUUUGUAAAACAAGUGCACUUUCAAAAAAUAAAAAAUGUGAUCCUUAAAUAUACCCAGAAGCUUAAACAUGUUUUCAAUUAGAUAUUUUAAAUUUCCCCUUUUUCUCAUUUGUUAAUGGUCAUCAAGGGUCCUCAGAGUUUAAAGUGGAAGUCCUGUCAAAUACUAUAAGUUUAAACCUGCCCCUAUCCCCAUUCUAAGCCUACUAAGUAACCUGUAAAGGAAAGAUAUCUAUACUUACCUAUUCUGAGGGUGCUCCAGUCCGAUCACAUGAUUGGCUCCCAUCGCUGGCUUCAGUGUAGAGGAGGAACAGCCAACAACAGAUUCCUUCUAGCAGGGGUCAGCAACCGGUAGAUUGCGAACAAGUGACUGGUAGAACAUGGUCUGGGCUUGCUGACCUGCCAUUCCAAAGCAUCAACCAGAGUGCAAUGUAGAGGGACUACUUGUAAAGUUAGAGCUAUAGAAGGGAGCAAAUGCUGCAGAGGCUGAUGCCUCCUCUGUAAUUCUGGCUACUGUCCCAUGCGGAGUGAUACCAACUGCAUUCCAUCUCUUAUCCCAGCUAACGAUCUCCAGAGUGGUGCCAGCAGCAGGUCAGUGUGAAGCAAUACGCUGGGCACAAUAGUAUAGGGUUGCUUUCACACUGAUGCAGAUGUACUGAGCUGCACCCACGGUGCAGGUAAACCGCAGCACAUCAUUGUCAAAACAGCUUUAUAGGGACCUCAGAACAGUAAGGGUUCAUUUACAUUUGCAGUUUGGGGGGGUGGUAAAACCCCAUAGCUAAGAUAUGUUUUUAUCACCCCCGCACCUCCUUUAGCUGCAGUGGCCGGGGCAUUUCGUAGCCGCAGCAGGAGUUAUAUGCCCUGUCAUGGUUGGUGGGUGUAACACUUGCCAAGCAUGACCCAAGUAAAUGAGACACCCCAACUUUAUGUGUGAACAAGCCCUAAGGGUGUCUCUGCUGAAUGCAACUAAGAACUCAUUGACAAGUGAAGGAGGCACUGCUGACAAGAAAUCGGAGUGUGUUUGACAGGUGGGGAGGAGGCAAUAUAUGUUGUUCAGGUAGAUUUCCAUCUCUUUAAAGGCACUUUCACACUGGGGCGGCAGCUCUAAAAUGCUUUUUGGCUGCUAGUGGGGUACUUUUAACCCCCACCAGUGGGCAAAGAAGGGGUUAAUAUCACCCGCAAUGCUUUGCAGGCGCUUCGUCAGUGGUGCCCAUUCAUUUCAAUGGGCAAGGAUGUGUUAGGAGCAGUGUAUACACUGCCCCUAAACUGCCCCAAAGAUGCUGCUUGCAGGACUUAUUUUAACAUCCCGCAAGUGCACCGCUCGAGUGUGAAAGCACUCAGGCUUUCACACUGGAGUGACAGGAGAGGCGCUUUACAGGUGAUAUUUUUAGAGCUAAAAUGCAUUUUAAGCACCUCAGUGUGAAAGUAACCUAUGGUUUCCUACCUCUACCUUAUAGUAAGUCUAUGGGUGAUGUCACUGUGUUGGCUUUGCAACCGUUGUUGGCGAUCUCUCCUCUACACUGAAGCCAGCCACUGGGGAGAUCAUGCAACCAGACAGUGGUGCACUCAGUGGUGUGACAGACAGAAUAGGUAAGUAUUUGCAUCUUUCCUUUACAGGGUAGUUAGUAUAGGGGCUUAGAAUGGGGCUGAGAGCAGGUUUCAGCUUAGAUAGAAUUUAACUAAACUUCCACUUCAAAUGUCCUUAUUUGUGCAUAUUCAUGCAGGAGGCAUUGAGCAUUGUGUAAAAAUAGUUGUAUAGGAAGACAUCCCAGUCUAGCUUGCAUCUGGCUAGCAGGAAUCAUCUAGGAUGAGCUCAGCUAAAGUAAAUACCAAGUAUGCGUUCUGUCUGCACUUUCUUUGCAACUGUUAUUCUUUUCUGAGAAAUGUUUAAAGAUCCUGAUAUUGAAGUCAUCAAAUCAGUUGGGUGUGAGGAACAACAUAUGUAAAGCUUAUUUUUAUCCACAUGUGCACUUAUCUUUUCAAAGACCAGAACGGUAGCAUAUAAUAGGCAUUAUGUGAGAGGCCAGAGGGUAAGCCUUAGAUAGCAUUGUGUAAAUUCCAGGUGGAGGGUUUAGGUAGAAUCAAUGUCCUUCUUAUCAUCAUUAGCAUUACAAGGAAACCAGUAAGAAUGAGGUAAUGAUCACUGUCCCUUAUUGAUGGUAAAAUGAAAAUAUACUGAUAACUAUUCAGAGUUGUCUUUUUCAAACCAUCUUUUGGUUGUAUUACCUUUAUUUCCUUAAAAUAGUCACCUAUUUUUUUUAACUUAAAGUGAUAUUAAACCUAAAAACAGAAAUUCAAAGUAUUGCAACUUACCAUUUUGUUUUACCUGGUGAUCCAACAAAAAAAUCAGUUAUUUUUCAACUUCUUUAACUGACCAAGCUGUCCAACAAAAGCAGCUGUUAGAGAGUUGACACCAUUUAAAGUGGUUGUAAAGCCUAAAGGUGUUUCAUCCUAAUGCAUUUAGGUAAAAAACACUACCCUCUCCCCAGAAUGACAAUGCUAAGGGUAGCUCUUUUAUUCCUCUAUAGAAUGGAACCAUCUUAAAACAUGAAGUGUGUUACUGGCCAGAUCACUGGGUGAAAGUAAAGGAGAAAAGCCUAAAAAAAUAAUAAACAAAUGCAACCACUAUAUUUAAGGAUUGAAUUACAUUUUGGAUUUACGUUCUUGUUUUUGGGUUAAAUACCAUUUUAAGGUUUUCCAAAAUGUAACUGUUCGGCAGAACUAGGGUACCCAGCCUUAUGAUGCUUUAGAACAUGCCAGGGGUAUACCCUUUAAUGACUGCCUUACUGACCAUUCCUAACCACCUGACACAGCACUUGAGGAUGGCAGAAUUCCAGAACACACAAUACCCUACAUUGGUUGGCCUUUAAAUACAACUCUGAAAGCUAAAACACAUCCAUAGUAAGUGCCACAUUGUUCUCUCUUGACACACAUUUUGUAAAUGUAUUUGAAUUCCAAGAUGCCUGGUCAUGAUAUUAUCUGUUUCCCAUUUACACGCAAUAACUGAUACAGAAUACUGGUAAUCUCUGUAACAGGAAUAACUGUAUAUUAGUAAAGGCUUGUUUUAUUUGUUUUAUGUUCUCCGGCGAGUCCUACAAUUGAUUGCAGUCCAGCUACAAGCAAAGAGACAGCCUGCACCUCAGCCCCACUGGGCUUUGUAUUGUCUUCCUGCUGGUCAGUAAACGCUUAGCUCCUUUGCUUUAUUUUGUCCUUUUUUUUGUUCACGGAUCAUCAUGUGAUUCUAGAUAAUAAAGAGCCAUUGAAGCUGUUACAUGUUCCCUCUGAAGUGAGGCUGUGCUGUCCAUAUUGUUGUACAUAAUGUUGUUCUAUAGACUUUUUUUCUGGCUUUGGGUCUGUGCAUCACUUUGCAGAGCAACGUUUUGCAUGAACCUCAAGCCUCAUCUACUUAAAAAGAAGAAAAAAAAAAACUGUAAUCUACUGGAAUGGCCAAAAGAUAAUUUAUUAGUAAUGUAUUAAAUUGUACAAAAUGUUGAUCAAAAUAAAUUCAUUACUUAUGCAGUGA